Messenger RNA from Eutrema salsugineum, 1153 nucleotides. RefSeq lists its product as uncharacterized. NCBI's taxonomy places the organism in Eukaryota, Viridiplantae, Streptophyta, Magnoliopsida, Brassicales, Brassicaceae. The record is from RefSeq and is a predicted model, not a curated record. Bases 114 to 932 code for a protein of 272 amino acids. The transcript has a single exon.
ACAUCUAUGGGAAGAGGCUCUGCUCCACUUUUCCAUCUUCUCUCACUUUCUCUAUAUUGACACUGUAUAUAUCUUCCAUCUCUCCUCUCUGAGUCUCUUGUUUCUCCCGAAGAAUGGAUUCGAUCGAUUUCGACAACGUCAAAGCAGAGAAAGCCAAGGCGUUGCGGCGAUUCAACCGCUUCCGGAGAAUCGGCCGUUUUUUUCGUGCGGCGGAGUUUUGCGUCGCGAUCCUCUUCGUCUUCUGGACAUUCACGCGCCUUCCCUUCGCCGUCCAAAUCUCCCGAGAGUUUCUCCGCCGUAUCGCCGCCGUUAUAUCGACUCCUCUGUUCGUCUUCCUCCUCGGGAACUGCAUCGUCGUUGUUCUCCUCGCCAAAUCCUCUGACCAGACAACCGGCGCCGCCGCACGCGCGGAAACCGAUAUCUACCAGGCGUUCGUCAGAUCUGUAGAGGAUCGAUCCAAGCCGUCCGAUGAAGAUCUGACUGCAGAGGAGAUCGUUUACGACGACAAACAGGUGAUCCUCACUACUGAUGAUCAUUUGAAUUUGAAUUCAAAUCCGAAUCCGAUUCCAGUCGCCGGUGAGAAUAUUCCUCAACGCGGAAACGACCACGUCGAGAUUGACUUUGACUGCGUUUCCGACGAGCCCAAGGUCUACCGGAGAAGCAAAUCUGCCAUACAGGGUCCAGACGAUGAUGAUGAAGAUGAGAUGGUGGUGAAACCUAAAUGUCUCCAGAGAUCGGAGACGGAGAAGUGCAGGAAAUUCGAGGACGGAGAAAUAACGAAAGGGGAUAAGAAGAAGAAGAAUUAUCCAGAGGAUAACCUUAGCAACGAAGAGUUUCAGAAAACGAUCGAAGCUUUCAUAGCCAAACAGUUGAUGUUUCGUCGCCAGGAAUCUUUAGCCGUCGUUGUCCAUAACAAAAGCCUAAUUCAUUAAAUUAUUACUAAAAUGGCAUCAGAUUCUAUAUCCAGUUCGAAUCAACAACAACAACAACAGAGUUUUGUGAAGAUAGAUCAAGAAAUCCACUACGAAACUUAAUCAUAUGGAAUCUUAUUUUUACUAUUCCGUGUGUAAAAUCCCCUCUCUAUAUUUACAUGUAUGUACAGUACUAAUUUAGUUGCUUAUUGUUGAAGAUAAUAUAAAUAGAUCUUUUUUUA